Molecule: messenger RNA, 234 nt
Organism: Exophiala bonariae
Lineage: Eukaryota; Fungi; Ascomycota; Eurotiomycetes; Chaetothyriales; Herpotrichiellaceae
Exons: 5
Coding region: 1-234 (77 amino acids)
Source: RefSeq, a predicted model, not a curated record
AUGGGUGUCCCUUUCGAAGCAAUUAUUCCUUAUGUGAUAAUGACGGCAAUGUUUGGCGUGACAGGUGCGGGACUGGCCACGGUCAAAUGGGUUAGAAACGACGGAAAAGCACCCAGAAGACAAUUGGAUCUAUGGGAUAGACAAAGCACGCUUCGUGGUCAAACAGACAAACCGGUUGCGCCCUUGGGUUAUGAAGUGAACAGUGCUUGGAAGGUCGAGCCCCGCGUCAUAUAA